This is a messenger RNA of Ochotona curzoniae (black-lipped pika), 3955 nucleotides long. It is a transcript of the gene SLC8A1, whose product is annotated as solute carrier family 8 member A1. Gene Ontology annotation, biological process: calcium ion import across plasma membrane; sodium ion transmembrane transport; cell communication. The coding region runs from base 231 to 3215 and encodes 994 amino acids. NCBI's taxonomy places the organism in Eukaryota, Metazoa, Chordata, Mammalia, Lagomorpha, Ochotonidae. Gene Ontology annotation, cellular component: postsynapse; sarcolemma; axon. The transcript has 9 exons. The record is from RefSeq and is a predicted model, not a curated record. Gene Ontology annotation, molecular function: calcium:sodium antiporter activity.
AUAAAUAGUUUCACCGAUUUUUAUAUUGGCUACUGUGUAGUAGUCAAGACUAGACUGUAAGUGAACUUUUCUAAAAGUCAAUUGUCUAUGUUGCUCUGCAAAUGGAGAUCAUGCUUAGAAACUUCAGAGACUGAACAGUAAAUUCCUUAAUCAACAAUGAUGUCAGAAUAAUGACCCAUUAAGGAUCUCAUAAAAAUAAGUAACUCAUUGAUCUUUGUCUGCCCCAUCCUAUGUUCAGCAGGUUGGCAACGUUGCAAGUCGCAUCGUACAACAUGUUGAGAUUAAGGCUCUCCUCCACAUUCUCCAUGGGAUUUCGUCUGUUAGCUAUUGUGGCUCUCCUGUUUUCCCAUGUGGACCAUAUAAGUGCUGAGACAGAAAUGGAAGGGGAAGGAAAUGAAACUGAAUGUACCGGCUCAUAUUACUGUAAGAAAGGGGUGAUCUUGCCCAUUUGGGAGCCCCAAGAUCCUUCUUUUGGGGACAAGAUUGCUAGAGCUACUGUAUACUUUGUGGCCAUGGUCUACAUGUUUCUCGGAGUCUCUAUCAUAGCUGACAGGUUCAUGUCCUCAAUAGAAGUCAUUACAUCUCAAGAAAAAGAAAUUACCAUCAAAAAGCCCAAUGGAGAGACCACCAAGACUACUGUGAGGAUCUGGAAUGAGACCGUUUCUAACUUGACCCUGAUGGCCCUGGGAUCUUCUGCUCCAGAGAUUCUGCUUUCAGUCAUCGAAGUGUGCGGCCAUAACUUCACUGCAGGAGACCUGGGUCCUAGCACCAUUGUGGGAAGUGCUGCCUUCAACAUGUUCAUCAUCAUUGCGCUUUGUGUUUAUGUGGUCCCAGAUGGAGAGACCAGAAAGAUAAAGCACCUGCGUGUAUUCUUUGUGACUGCAGCCUGGAGCAUAUUUGCCUAUACUUGGCUCUACAUCAUCUUGUCUGUUAUCUCGCCUGGUGUUGUGGAGGUCUGGGAAGGUUUACUUACUUUCUUCUUUUUUCCCAUCUGUGUGGUGUUUGCUUGGGUAGCAGACAGGAGGCUUCUGUUUUACAAGUAUGUCUACAAAAGGUAUCGGGCUGGUAAACAGAGAGGAAUGAUUAUUGAACACGAAGGAGACAGGCCAUCUUCCAAGACUGAAAUUGAAAUGGAUGGGAAAGUGGUCAACUCUCAUGUUGACAAUUUCUUAGAUGGUGCUCUGGUUCUGGAGGUGGAUGAGCGAGACCAAGAUGAUGAAGAGGCUAGGCGAGAAAUGGCUAGGAUUCUGAAGGAACUGAAGCAGAAGCAUCCAGAGAAGGAAAUAGAGCAAUUAAUAGAGUUAGCAAACUACCAAGUCCUAAGUCAGCAGCAAAAGAGUCGAGCCUUUUACCGCAUUCAGGCUACUCGCCUGAUGACUGGAGCUGGCAACAUUUUAAAGAGGCAUGCCGCUGACCAAGCUAGGAAGGCUGUCAGCAUGCAUGAGGUCAACACGGAAGUGGCUGAAAACGAUCCAGUUAGCAAGAUCUUCUUUGAACAAGGAACCUACCAGUGUCUGGAGAACUGUGGUACUGUGGCUCUGACCAUUAUCCGUCGAGGGGGUGAUUUGACCAACACUGUGUUCGUUGACUUCAGAACAGAGGAUGGGACAGCCAAUGCUGGGUCUGACUAUGAAUUUACUGAAGGGACUGUGGUCUUUAAGCCUGGGGAGACCCAGAAGGAAAUUCGAGUUGGCAUCAUUGAUGAUGAUAUCUUUGAGGAAGAUGAAAAUUUCCUUGUGCACCUCAGCAACGUCAAAGUAUCUUCAGAAACUUCUGAGGAUGGCAUACUGGAAGCCAAUCAUGUCUCUACCUUUGCCUGCCUGGGAUCCCCUUGUACUGCCACCGUAACUAUUUUUGAUGAUGACCAUGCGGGCAUCUUUACCUUUGAGGAAGCUGUGACCCAUGUGAGUGAGAGCAUUGGCAUCAUGGAGGUGAAAGUGUUGAGAACAUCUGGAGCUCGAGGAAAUGUUAUUGUUCCCUAUAAAACCAUUGAAGGAACUGCCAGAGGUGGAGGGGAGGACUUUGAGGACACUUGUGGAGAGCUCGAGUUCCAGAACGACGAGAUUGUCAAAACAAUAUCAGUCAAGGUAAUUGAUGAUGAGGAAUAUGAGAAAAACAAGACCUUCUUCCUUGAGAUUGGAGAGCCCCGCCUGGUGGAGAUGAGUGAGAAGAAAGCCCUGUUGUUGAAUGAGCUUGGUGGCUUCACAAUUACAGAAAAUAGUGCAAUCUACUCUGCUGAUUUUCUACCUGUCCUUUUGCUAGGCCAACCUGUCUUCAGGAAAGUUCAUGCUAGAGAUCAUCCUAUUCCCUCUACUGUAAUCACCAUUGCAGAUGAAUAUGAUGACAGACAGCCACUGACCAGCAAAGAGGAAGAGGAGAGGCGCAUUGCAGAAAUGGGGCGCCCUAUCUUGGGAGAACACACCAAGUUAGAAGUGAUCAUUGAAGAAUCCUAUGAGUUCAAGAGUACUGUGGAUAAACUCAUUAAGAAGACAAACCUGGCCCUUGUGGUCGGGACAAACAGCUGGAGGGAACAGUUCAUUGAAGCCAUCACGGUCAGUGCUGGAGAAGAUGACGACGAUGACGAAUGUGGGGAGGAGAAGCUGCCCUCCUGUUUCGAUUACGUGAUGCACUUUCUGACCGUGUUCUGGAAGGUCCUCUUUGCCUUCGUCCCCCCUACAGAAUACUGGAAUGGCUGGGCCUGUUUCAUCGUCUCCAUCCUCAUGAUUGGCCUGCUGACAGCUUUCAUCGGAGACCUGGCUUCCCACUUUGGAUGCACCAUUGGCCUGAAAGAUUCCGUGACUGCAGUGGUGUUUGUUGCACUUGGAACUUCGGUGCCAGACACCUUUGCCAGUAAAGUGGCAGCCACCCAGGACCAGUAUGCUGAUGCCUCCAUAGGUAACGUCACUGGCAGCAAUGCUGUGAAUGUCUUCCUGGGAAUCGGCGUGGCUUGGUCCAUUGCCGCCAUCUACCAUGCAGCCAAUGGGGAACAGUUCAAAGUGUCCCCUGGCACAUUGGCUUUCUCUGUCACUCUCUUCACCAUUUUUGCUUUCAUCAAUGUGGGAGUGCUGCUGUAUCGGCGGAGGCCAGAAAUUGGAGGUGAGCUAGGCGGGCCCCGGACUGCCAAGCUCUUGACAUCCUGCCUCUUUGUGCUCCUGUGGCUCUUGUACAUUUUCUUCUCUUCCCUGGAGGCCUACUGCCACAUAAAAGGCUUCUAAAGGAACAACCAGAUCUAGCAAAUUUAUAUAUAUAUAUAUACAUAUAUAUACAUAUAUACAUAAAAAUUAUGUAUAAUGAACAGAGGAAACUGACAUUUGUCAUGUUCACUUACCUGCUGAUGGAAUCCAGCUUCAAGAGCAUACUCUGUACUAGGGCCGAAGUAAGAAACCAUCACCUUCCAUUCCUGGGGCAUCAUCAUGUUGAACAAGGCAAGGCUCAAUGACUGCAGCGCAGCCUACAAGGGCUGUACUCUCCAGGUUGAUAUAUUGCUAAGGCUUUGAUAUGUUUUGUUGUUUUCUGAUGUUGUUUUCAGUGCAGUUUGGGAGGUGGUUGAUACUUGGCUUUUGUUUCUCAUUCUAUUUCAUUUUGUUUUCUUGGGAGGCUCAGGAUUUUGCUUCUCUUUUGGAAAGCGAUGGCCCAUCCAGAUGCAAAUGAAUUUUUGAUUUUUUUGAGAAAAAUAUAGUCAUUAAGAUCUCCCUCACCUCCCCCCAAAUACUUAAAAAGUUAUUUUGAUUUAAGAAAGAAUCUGAGCAUGGAAGAAGAAAAGAAGCAUGUGUUUGCUGUUUCCAAAGUCUAUGCUUGUCUCCAGAAAGUAAGCCUAGGCUAGGCUGCCUCCAAGAAACAUCAUGGGAGCUAGAAUGGAGCCAGGAAUACUGAUGCUUCUAUAAGUAGCUUGGGAUCUAAAGCUAUUAUGCCUGGCAUUCUUGUUCAACAGGUACAGCGUGAAUGUGCCUAGAUU